CGAGGAAGUGAAAUCUUCCUUGUUAAAUUAACUUUUAGUAACACCUAAUUGUUCACAAUUGAAAUAUAGUUUGCAUAAUACCAUAUCAUUUAAUAAUUGGACCAUUGCACUGUUUAGAAGUACACAUUCUUUUAACCAUCGUCAUUUGAAAACCGUUCACAUGCUACUUAAUUGCUGUCCCUAAUGAUGGAAAUUCAUAAUUUUGGUGUUGAUCCAAUUACAUGCCAUGCAUGGAAUAAUGAUAGAACACAAAUAGCUCUUUCACCUAAUAGUAAUGAAGUUCAUAUUUAUAAAAGGGACAGCGAUAGGUGGUCAUGUAAGAAUGUUCUUUCUCAACAUGAUCUAAGGGUUACCAGCAUUGAUUGGGCUCCUAACACAAACCGUAUUGUCACUUGCUCAGCGGAUCGAAAUGCAUAUGUAUGGACGAAGGUUGAUGACAAAUGGAAGCCUACCUUAGUUUUACUUCGAAUAAAUAGAGCGGCCACUUGUGUUAGGUGGUCUCCUAAUGAAACUAAAUUUGCUGUAGGAUGUGGUGCCCGUUUGAUAUCAGUGUGCUUUUUUGAAGAAGAGAAUGAUUGGUGGUUGAGCAAACACAUCAAAAAACCUAUUCGGUCAACUGUAACUAGCAUUGACUGGCAUCCAAAUAAUGUUUUACUUGCCUGUGGUUCCACAGAUUUCAAAACGAGAAUUUUUUCUGCAUAUAUCAAAGAAAUAGAUACUAAACCAGAACCUACUGUAUGGGGAUUUAAAAUGCCACUUGGGAACUUAAUGGCAGAAUUUCCUAAUAACGGUUGGGUACAUUGUGUCAGUUUCUCUUCUGAUGGAUCCAAGCUGGCUUGGGUUAGUCAUGACAGUACUGUGUCAGUGUGUGAUGCAGAGCAAAAUAUGACGUUAGUAACAGUAAAAACCCAGUUCCUUCCUUUCCUUACCUGUGCCUGGAUAUCAAAUACUAGUUUAAUUGCUGCAGGGCAUGACUGUUGUCCUAUGUUAUACCAAUAUGACUCAAUGAAAUUAUCCUUUAUAUCUAAAAUAGACAAAUCACAAAAAAGAGAAGUUGAUGGAUUUAGUGCGAUGAGGAAAUUUAGAGACAUGGAUAAGCGUGCCAUAGUGGAGAACAGUGUGGAUACAUUAUUAGAUACAAUUCAUCAAAAUGCCAUAACCAGUUUAACAAUUUAUGCAGGUUCAAAGUCGAGUACAACAAAAUUGUGUACAACUGGAAUGGAUGGUAAAAUGGUUAUAUGGAACUUAAAGGCUUUAGGUGAAGUGCUACCAAAUGAUAUGUAGUGUGAUAAAUUUGCCCAGUUACAUGCUGGUUUCAACUCAGUUGGACACCUCCAUUCUUCCCCUAUUGGUGCUGCCUCAUGGGAGGAGACAAUUCUCCUGCCAGGCACUUGUUGAUUAUCAUCUAGUUGAUUGACUUGAGGAACAUACUUUAAUCAUCACAGGCACAAGGCCAUGGAUACAGCCAAGAUGACCAAUCAGUAGGGUUGCCUUUAGCUUGCUUUCUGACAGUGGUCCUCACCGACAAAGUUCUAUGUGUAAAUACUCCAUGCUGUUGUAGCUAUUAAAUCAUAAAUGCGGCAAAAGCUCAACCUUUAAUCAAUGCUGCUUCAUGUAAAAUUGGGUUCUAUCCAGUGAGUUAUCUAGUUCAACUUGAUUGACAGAUUAUUUUUAGAUUUGUAAUGCAUUCUAAAAAUAUCGCCUCAGCCUAGACCCUACUAAUUGGUCAUUGAAAACAUACAUUUUUAUGAAGAACACUCCCAUCUAGCAUCGUGUUCAGAAUAAAUUUUUUUUAAUUGCUUCCAUUUUCACUCUAUUUGUAUAUUUCUAAUUGUUUCUUUUUAUGUUGGUUGUUACCUGGAAGCCAAUUUGAUUAAUUAUAAAAAAAAUAUCUGGUUGUUAAUAUAUUUUGUAUUUUAUACUUGUUAUACUCAAUUAAAUUUAGAAGUAUGUCAUGCUUUAAUGUCUUACAUUUUGAAAAUCGUUUAAUAAUCUAAUAAUUAUCUAAUUUUACAUUAAAGCCAAAGAAUUGUCUGGUGUAAUUUAUUUAAUAAUAAAAAUAAAUAUGGAAGUGGUUUUUUUAAUAUAUUCUCAAUGUAUUUCUAUGUUUUUUUAACAGCAAUCAUGACAUACUUUCUAAAGUGGUUUAUUUUUAUUAUUGUUUGGCUACUCUACAUAAUUUGUAAUAGCGAAACUGUUUUGAACAAUCGUUUCCUUUCUAUAUCAUCACUGUACUUAAGUGAUUUUAUUUCUCUCUGCUUAAAAAUGACUGAUCUUUAAGCAGUUCGAAUAAUCUUGUAGGUAUAUAUAAACUAUUAAAAGAAUGUAAUUAUAAAAUAAAUUGUUUUUUAAGAAAUUGGA
This is a messenger RNA of Argiope bruennichi, 2361 nucleotides long. RefSeq names its product actin-related protein 2/3 complex subunit 1A-A-like (gene Arpc1). The transcript is spliced from 12 exons. Lineage: Eukaryota; Metazoa; Arthropoda; Arachnida; Araneae; Araneidae. Gene Ontology annotation, cellular component: actin cytoskeleton; Arp2/3 protein complex. The record is from RefSeq and is a predicted model, not a curated record. Gene Ontology annotation, molecular function: actin filament binding. The coding region runs from base 184 to 1284 and encodes 366 amino acids. Gene Ontology annotation, biological process: Arp2/3 complex-mediated actin nucleation.